AUGUCUGCCGAAGACGAGCGUCAGGCUGCCCUUAACUCCUAUCGCACGAAACUCAUGGAGUCGCGAGAAUGGGAGGCAAAGCUCAAGAAUCUGCGCUUAGAGAUCAAGGACAUGCAGCGAGAGUUUGACAAGACCGAGGACAACAUCAAGGCGCUACAGAGUGUGGGACAGAUCAUCGGCGAGGUACUGAAACAGCUUGAUGACGAACGAUUUAUCGUCAAGGCUUCAUCGGGGCCACGAUAUGUUGUCGGAUGCAGAUCAAAGGUCGACAAGGUCAAGCUCAAGCAAGGUACCCGUGUUGCCCUCGACAUGACGACACUCACCAUCAUGCGAAUGCUACCCCGCGAAGUCGAUCCCUUGGUGUACAACAUGUCUCUGGAGGACCCAGGGCAAGUCAGCUUUGCUGGUAUCGGUGGAUUGAACGAUCAGAUUCGAGAGCUCAGAGAAGUCAUUGAGCUCCCCCUCAAGAAUCCUGAACUGUUCCUCCGAGUAGGCAUCAAACCUCCCAAGGGUGUCCUGCUAUAUGGCCCUCCCGGAACUGGAAAAACUCUACUGGCACGAGCAGUUGCUAGCAGUCUAGAGACCAACUUCUUGAAGGUUGUUUCUUCCGCUAUUGUCGAUAAAUACAUUGGAGAAUCUGCAAGACUGAUCCGCGAGAUGUUUGGCUAUGCCAAGGAGCAUGAGCCUUGCAUCAUUUUCAUGGACGAAAUUGAUGCCAUUGGUGGCCGUCGUUUCUCCGAGGGCACCAGUGCUGACCGUGAAAUUCAACGAACCCUCAUGGAGUUGCUCAACCAGCUGGACGGUUUCGACUAUCUGGGCAAGACCAAGAUCAUCAUGGCAACCAACCGACCUGACACAUUGGACCCUGCACUUCUUCGUGCUGGCCGACUGGACCGAAAGAUCGAAAUUCCUCUGCCCAAUGAGGUCGGACGCCUCGAGAUUCUCAAGAUUCACUCACAAAGCGUGGUAGUCGAUGGAGACCUUGAUUUCGAAAGCGUGGUGAAGAUGAGUGACGGGCUCAACGGUGCUGAUUUGCGAAACGUGGUUACUGAAGCCGGUCUAUUUGCUAUCAAGGACUACCGAGACUCGAUCAAUCAGGACGAUUUCAACAAGGCUGUUCGCAAGGUCGCGGAAUCCAAGAAGUUGGAGGGCAAGCUUGAGUACCAGAAGCUGUAA
Messenger RNA from Fusarium musae, 1176 nucleotides. It is a transcript of the gene RPT4, whose product is annotated as 26S proteasome subunit rpt4. Gene Ontology annotation, molecular function: proteasome-activating activity; ATP binding; ATP hydrolysis activity. The transcript has 4 exons. Gene Ontology annotation, cellular component: cytosolic proteasome complex; proteasome regulatory particle, base subcomplex. The record is from RefSeq and is a predicted model, not a curated record. NCBI's taxonomy places the organism in Eukaryota, Fungi, Ascomycota, Sordariomycetes, Hypocreales, Nectriaceae. Gene Ontology annotation, biological process: positive regulation of RNA polymerase II transcription preinitiation complex assembly. Bases 1 to 1176 code for a protein of 391 amino acids.